Messenger RNA from Solanum verrucosum, 1953 nucleotides. Its product is annotated as nuclear transport factor 2-like. Bases 253 to 1698 code for a protein of 481 amino acids. Gene Ontology annotation, cellular component: ribonucleoprotein complex; cytosol. The record is from RefSeq and is a predicted model, not a curated record. Gene Ontology annotation, molecular function: mRNA binding. The transcript is spliced from 10 exons. NCBI's taxonomy places the organism in Eukaryota, Viridiplantae, Streptophyta, Magnoliopsida, Solanales, Solanaceae.
UUCCACAAAACCCUUUUACAAUCUCUCUCAACAGUCGCGCUUCUUCACGAUCCACCACUCGCUACCUACCAAAACCCUAAAAUAUACACAAUCUCCAUAGGAGAGAGAGUGUGUGUAUAUACAUGUGUGUCACUUUGUGUAUCUGAGAGAGUUGAUUAAAGGAGAAGAAGCUUAGAGGGAAAGAGCAAACUUCUCUCUCUUUCUCUCUCUCCUAUUUUAUUGCUCCAGUUUGUGACUUGAGAUCGAUCGGCGAUGACGGCGGCAGUGGCAGUGGCGGUGGCGGCGGCUCAACCACCUGUGUCUGCUCAAGUUGUGGGAAAUGCAUUUGUGCAGCAGUAUUAUCAUAUACUGCACCAUUCACCAGGGCUGGUAUUUAGGUUUUAUCAGGAUAUAAGCAAGCUUGGUCGCCCUGAAGAUGAUGGCUCCAUGAGCAUUACGUCCACAAUGCAAGCCAUCAAUGAUAAGAUACUGUCACUUAACUAUGCGGACUUCAGAGCAGAGAUUAAGUCUGUGGAUUCCCAAGAGUCCUUCAAUGGGGGAGUGCACGUCCUUGUUACUGGAUAUUUGACUGGGAAAGACAACUUGAUCAGAAAUUUCUCUCAAACUUUCUUCCUGGCUCCACAAGACCGAGGGUACUUUGUUUUGAAUGAUAUGUUUCGAUAUGUGGAGAUUGCCAAACAACAAGAUGCUGUACAAGUUCCAGAAACUGAUGUGUUGGCUCCUGUUACUCCAGAGCAAAUUGUUGCAGAUCCCCCUCCAGCUCAGGAGAAUCACAUUUCUGAGCAGAGCACACCAUCUGCUGAGGAAGCUAAUGGGGGAGAAGUUUACAAUCCUCCUGAGGAUGAUAGUGUGCCUGUUGUGGUAGAGGAAGUGCCAGUGGCUAAGGUUGUUGAUGAAGUGCAAGGUGACUCGAAAAUGGUAGCUGAAACUAACAUCAUAAUUGAAGAAGUCCCAAAGAAGUCUUAUGCUUCAAUUGUCAUGCAUCUAAAGGAAAGUGCUGCAACUUUCUCCCCUCCUCCAGCACCUGCUCCUAGGAAGAUUGUGCCUAAGAAUGUUGAGCAAGUGAGACAACCUCUUGCACCAGCACCAGCUGAUAGCCCUGUUUUAAGCUUAGACUUUGUUGAUAAUGUGAAUAACCAAGAGGGAGAAGCUGAUGGACACUCCAUCUACAUCAAAGGUCUACCUAUGAGUGCCACCGCCGCCAUGCUUGAAGAUGAGUUCAAGAAGUUUGGACCUAUAAAGAAUGGAGGCAUUCAAGUCCGAAGUAACAGACAACAGGGAUUUUGUUUUGGCUUUGUGGAAUUUGAGGUGGAAACUGCUGUGCAAAAAGCAAUUGAGGCUUCUCCAAUUUUAAUUGGUGGACGCCAAGCUGCCGUUGAAGAGAAGAAGUCUACCAGUUCUCGAGGUAACACUAGGGGUAGAUAUCCAUCUGGAAGGGGUAAUGGAUUCAGGAAUGAUGGAGUACGUGGGCGAGGAAACUACAAUGGAAGUGGGAGGGGCUAUAAUCGCGGUGAUUUCAAUGGAAGAAGUGAGUUCAACAACAGAGGUGGCAAUCGCGGAGGGUCAUCCAACCGUGGAGGUGGUGAUGGCUAUCAGCGAAGUGACAACAAUGGGCGAAUGAAUCGUGGUGGUGGUGGUGGUGGUAUGGCAAAUGGAACUGCCAAAAAUAUGACACCACGGAUUUCAGCUACAGCUUGAGGAGGAGAAGUAGUUUUGGGCAAAUAAGUGAAAGCUAAUUUAGUUAUUCUUUUUUAAUUUGAAAUGGUUGGAUGUGGCAGGUAGGAAGUUGUCACUCUUGCGGCAUGUUGUGCCUUUCCCUAAUUUUUGCCGUUAAUUGGUAUAGAGGUUGGAGUAGCUUCUGUUUUUGUAGCAUAUUGUUAUCUUGUUCCCUAGGAAGAGAUUGAUUAUCCACUCAUUUUGUAAGCCACGUUGUAUUUGUUGAAUUAUUUUUGG